Contarinia nasturtii (swede midge) is the source of this 761-nucleotide messenger RNA. RefSeq names its product single-stranded DNA-binding protein, mitochondrial (gene mtSSB). The record is from RefSeq and is a predicted model, not a curated record. The coding region runs from base 120 to 560 and encodes 146 amino acids. Gene Ontology annotation, molecular function: single-stranded DNA binding. The transcript is spliced from 3 exons. Gene Ontology annotation, cellular component: mitochondrial nucleoid. NCBI's taxonomy places the organism in Eukaryota, Metazoa, Arthropoda, Insecta, Diptera, Cecidomyiidae. Gene Ontology annotation, biological process: mitochondrial DNA replication; positive regulation of helicase activity.
GGCUAACUUCAUGCAUAUCGCGGUUGAACGGCUGUCAUGUUUGUCAUAAGCAUUUCAUCUGGCGCAAAAACUUAUUCACCAAAGCACAUCUUAUUCAUUGAAUUUUCCGUAUUAACAAAAUGUUUAAUUUAUUCCGAACACCGCAAUUAGUUCGAAUGGUUGAAAAUGGCAUGAAAAGUGUCAAUAAACCAUUCGUUGCAGCGUAUUGUACAGGAGAUUUACCAAAGCGCAUGGAAAAAACCAUCAACAGUGUUACUUUGCUGGGUCGUGUUGGAAGCAGUCCACAAUUGAGAGGCAAUGAAAAAUCACAAGUGGUCACAUUCUCCAUAGCAACACACACAAACUACAAAAUUGAGAGCGGUGAUUGGGCACAACGAACUGAUUGGCAUCAGGUUGCCGUAUUCAAGCCGGAUCUUCAAGAAAAUGUUACAAAUUACUUGACAAAAGGGAAACGCGUAUUGUUGUAUGGAAGAAUAACGUACGGUGAAUUCCGAGACAAAGACGGAAAUCUACGAACGUCUACAAGUAUCGUAGCCGAUGACAUUACCUUCUUCCAAUAAGUUUUUUUUUUUAAUUCAAAUUAAAAACACAUUUCUUAUUGUUUCUGAAAAUAAAUGCCAUACAAUUUAUUUGAUGAUCAGUAAACAAAUACAAUGAAUUGAAGUAAUUAGUAAGCCCAACUGAAAAUUAAAUAAGAGUAAUGAAUUAGUUUUAGUUUUUGCUAUUAAAAAUUAAAAUAAAAAUAUCAAAUAUUGCUUACA